Messenger RNA from Caenorhabditis sp. 36 PRJEB53466, 701 nucleotides. The record is from the annotation of a GenBank genome assembly. NCBI's taxonomy places the organism in Eukaryota, Metazoa, Nematoda, Chromadorea, Rhabditida, Rhabditidae.
AUGGCGGCUCGCAAGUUGAUUGCACGUAUCAAUCCCUCGAACUCUGCUCUCUUCGUCUGCGACAUACAAGAAAAGUUUGCGUAAGUGUCUAUAAUGGAGAAAAGACAAAUAAAUCGAAGGCCUUGUUUCAGAAAGAACAUUCAGUACUUUCCGGAAAUUGUGACCACGACUCGUCGGCUCAUCGAUGCUGCCCGGAUUUUGAACAUUCCGACGGUGGUCACGGAGCAGUACCCGAAAGGACUGGGCCACACAGUGCCCCUCUUGAAGGAAGGACUCGCGGAGAACACUCCUAUCUUCGAUAAAAUGAAGGUGCGGCCAGCCAUAUCAUCCGAGUUGUCCUGUACUUGUGCGAUUUGCAGUUCUCGAUGUGCGUUCCUCCAGCGGAAGGUCUUCUGAAAAACGUUGAGAACGUGAUUCUCGUUGGAAUCGAAGCUCACGUCUGUGUACUCCAGACAACGUACGAUCUUCUGGAGCGUGGCCACAAUGUGCACGUCGUCGUCGAUGCCGUCAGCAGCCGCAGUCACACUGAUCGUCACUUUGCGUUCAAGCAAAUGGAGCAGGCGGGAGCCAUUCUGACCACGUCCGAAGCGGCCAUCCUCGGAUUGGUCGGAGGUUCGGAUCAUCCGAAGUUCAAGGAAGUGCAGAAGCUGAUCAUGACGUCGGCCCCCGAUACCGGCCUCGUUCCACAGCCGAAGCUCUGA